UUUCUUUCCUGUCGUAAAAAUCUUGAAAAAUAGCCAACUGUCUUUCGUUUUGAUUACCGUGCAAACAGUUAUUGUCGAAGUGCUGUAGUACUGACAGCGUACCAGUUGCCGGACAAAAAUCAGUUUUUCUUUCAUUAUUACAGAAAUUUUACAACAUAAAUGAAAGCUACACGAAAUUCAGAUUGAAAGAGUUCUCUCAUAUCAUCUUCGACAGAGGUUUAUAUGCACAUGUGGACUUCCAGUGGGAUUAUUAAAAGGUGUGGAUGUUUUAUCUACAUUUGUAUUUAGAAGUUUUGAUCAGUUAGAUCUGAAUUGGGACCUCCGUGGCAGAGUGGUUAAGGUUGCUGACUUCAAAUCACUUGCAGCGUCCUCACCAAUGUGGGUUCGAGCAUCACUUAGGGAUAGAAUUCUUCCUGUGAGUGGUUGCUGAACAACUUUUGAAAGGCCUAUUAUUCACAAACAUUAGAAGUAAACUGUGGCAAUGUAAUUUCUAAAAAAAAAUCCAUGAGAUGUGAAGUUAGAAUAAUAGUAAAUGGUGUUGUUCCAGUGAGGACUCCACAAAGUUUAAAAGCACUGAACAAAGAUGAUGUGAAUUCAAAUUUUUGUCUGGCAAACAUUCUAUAAAUGCUAAACAGUUAGUAAAGUGAUGUCAUUUUACGGAAUUUGUAACAAUGAAGAUCAAUGAGAAAAGUUUAUCGAGGUACGCAUGUUCCGGUGCACCGCCGGACAAGGAGGGGUAUCUGCACAAGCGGGGAGACUUCAACAGAGGGUACCAGAAAAGAUGGUUCAUCCUGAAAGGAAACCUGUUCUUUUAUUAUGAGAAAAGAACAGAUAAAGAUCCUUUAGGUAUGAUAGUUCUUGAAGGUUGUAUGGUGGAGUUGUCUGACCACGAAGAUGGUUAUACGUUUAUGAUAAAUUUCCCAGGGUCAAACACACGCACAUACAUUCUGUCAGCUGACACACAGGAAGAGAUGGAAGCUUGGAUGAAGGUAUUGUCUGGAGCAAGCUACGAUUACAUGAAAUUAUGUGUGAACGAACUUAAGGCUCAGUUACAAGACGUUGACUCAAAUUCCAAUCGUAAACUGCUGCAGAGUGCAUUUGAAGACAGAAACACUUUUGUCAGAUCAGGACUCAUUCAAGAUAAGUCAGGAUUGAGCAAUAACAAAACAAACUCUGCGUUCGGCGGUCAUGCUCGACGACAUAACCCAUUUGACGAUGACUCAUUUGAUCAUGAAAGUAUGAUUUCGCGAAGUGAAUCAAUUGUUAGUGAGAAAAAGGCGAGAACUUUUCUGGAAAUGCAUGAAGAAUUUAAACAACAGAUUAAAGAAAUAACACUCGAAUGGCUGAAAACUCAUCCACACUCGGCAUUAACAAAACAACAAAAUGAAUGUUGUGCAUGACACAACAUUUUUGAUUAACACUUAAUUCUUCAAUAUUGUCAUCAUUGUGAAUCAAUAUUGUGAUAUUAUGCAAAAAUAUGGCCUAUGCUCAGUCAGUGAUACCAAGGUGAUAUGAACAACUUAAGUAAACAUAGAAUACUCAUUUCUAGCUAUGAACCUUAAACUGCAUGCCCCUAUCUGUAUGUCGAAAUAAAAUUUUUGAAAUAAAUGUUAUGAAUCAUUAAAACUCAUUAUAUUUUUAUUUUUAAGUUAAUUCUUGUAAAAGUUGAUCAUUGUAGCUGAGCUGAAACAUGCUAACAUUUGAAAGUUCUUUUCUUAAUUUCAACAAUUCAGACACAAAAUUCUUGGGGCAUGCUGAUAUAACAGGAAGCUGUUUGGCUUGCUGUAGCAGGUUCUGCAUGCAGACAUUUGAUUAACCUCUGUCUUUAAUUUUGAAUUGGUAUAAUUUGCUGGUAGAAAGCAACUUGAUUGAUAGAAAUUGUUUUUUAUGCAAUUAAAAUGAUGUGUUAAUGUGAUGUGAAAUAAGGCCUAUCCGAUAGGGAAAAAAACCUGUGUGUUUUACCUGAAAAAUUGUGGCAAUGUGCAAAAAAUGCCAACAUUGAAGUUGAUAGAUAUUACAAUGACACUGUAAUUAUACCAAUCAAGUUAUCUUAACAUUCCAGUGUUAUGUCAUCAAACAGAAAGUAGAAAGAAAAAUUAUCAGAUUAUGGAGUAUAAAGUCUUAUUUCCAGUAUUACGUGACACUUUUGAAAUGAAAUCAUGUGAUAUUUCGUUAGGAAAAUGUAUGAUCUUGAAACACAUAAGGUAACAUUUAUUCUCCUAAACUGUGUUGUAUUUGUGAACCUGUUAGUGUUUUGUAAGAACUUAGUAACUGGCUCGUAAUAAUUUAUGAUAUGUCUCAAAGGCCAAAAGGUUGUUUGUAAAUUUUACAGAAAUGUUUUUUUUUUAUUGAGGUCUCAGGCUUUGGCCUGCUAGAGUUAAAGGCUCAUGGUUUGUUAUAAGUAAAAAUGUGUACUCAUUUUCAUUUUUAAGCAUUAACAUUUUUAGCUCAUUUUUUCAAAUAGUAGAGCUUUCGGUGUCACCCUUUUUUACUUCAGUGUCUGCAUUCAUGUCACAGAAGUUUUGCAUAUAAGCAGGGGUGUCUCAAAAACUAAUUGGCCAAAAUGCUUUCAAACUUCACACAUUUUUUGGCAUCAUGAGGUGACCUCACAGGGCAAAUUACUUAUUAACUCUAGCUGUUAUUUUGUUAAAAUUAUACCCGUUAAUAACAUAGCGAAAGUUUAGCAUGUAAAGCAUGUUUCUCGAGAACUCCUUGAUCAAGAUUUAAUAUAUUCAGAUUCUCCACAAAUCUUUUGCUUCAUCAGAUGACUUACAUGCAAGUUCCAAAACUCUGACUUACAUUUUGGCAAAAUUAUGCCCUUUUUUUCAAUAUAGAAAAUUUUGCAUAAUCUUUUGUAAGCUAGUAUUAGGUGGAAGGGCAUAAAAUAGUCAAGCACAGUGUCAUAAGACAGCUCUUAUUCUUUAAAGGAUUUCUUUCCCUGAAUUUUUUGAUGGAUUUUAAUUAGACUUAGUCUGUAUUUUCCUUGCAUGGAACUCACUUUAAGUUUGUUUAGAUGAUCUCUCAAGUUUGUUUAGAUAGAAAGUAUUUAAACAACUUCACAUGAACAGCAGUAUUUUUUUUUAUUGAAUUUAGUCUACCGGUAGUUUCUUUGCAUGCCCUCUCUGAAUUUUGGUGAUAGGUGAAAUUUUGAAACAUUCUAAAUGAAACAUUAACCUUUAGCCUGCUGUCAGCAAGUGAUUCUGCCUUUGUGACCAGUGCAGACCAAGAUCAGCCUGCACAUCCGUGCAGGCUGGUCAUGGUCUGCACUGUUCGCUAUUCAGUCAGUAAAUUUUCAGUAAACACCCAUUCUGAUAAUAAAUGGUAUUGCCCAAAUUGAAUGAUGGACCAUUCCAUUUUAGAAAUUUAGCAGGGUAAAGGUUAAAGGUAAGUUUUGAUACACAAAAUGUUGUUCUGUAAUUUCCCGUCUUAAAAUAGCGCCCACAUGACAUACAUUUGGUAUUUAUGAAAUCUAGGUCAAGUGCGAAACUAGGUCAUCUAGGGUCAGACGGUUGGUCACCAGGUCAAACCGUAGAAAAAACUUGUAUUAUCUACAUGAAACAGGGUUGGAAUGUUUGUCUUUAUGAAAUUGCGUCCAAUAAGGAACUGGGUCAUCUGGGGUAAAAACUUCAAACUAGAUCAGGUGAGCCAUACUGGGCCUUCAUGGCCAUGUUGUUUAAGAUAUCUUGAUUAUUCCUAAAAAAUGAAUAAGGACGAUAUUCACUGAAACCCUUUUCACACAUUUGAUGCCAGAAAACACUGCACUUGAGAUAUUGCAAAUAUAGUUAUAGGCCAAGUAAUAAUGUUAAUAUUUUAAAAAAGAUGUGAUUACCAGCAGUGUUAAUGUGCAUGUUAAAUGGGCAUGGGUCCAAAGUCUAAAUGUAUGUCAAAUAUUUUAAAAUUAAAACAGUACUUUCAUUUUGUUAGUUAAUUUGAAAGUACAAAAAAGUAAUUUUGUUAUCACAAGGUAAUAUUUUUUUAUAAAAACCUUUGUGUUGUCUGCAGAAUAAUAUAUUUAACCUUUAGCCUUCUGUCGGCAAGUGAUUCUGCCUUUGCGACCAAUGCAGACCAAGAUCAGACUGCACGUCCAUGCAAGCUGAUCAUGGUCUGCACUGUUCAGUCAGUAAAUUUUUAUUGAACACCCCUUGGAAUAAUAAAUGGUAUUGCCCAAAUUGAACGAUGGACCAUUCCAUUUUAGAAAUUUAGCAGGGUAAAGGUUAAACUACCGGCAUCAGUCAUGCAGUAAAAAUAUAAAUUAAUAGUUGUACAGUGGAACACUGCUCUUUCGAGUAUCAGUGCUUCAAGCACCCGGGCUCACUUGAACCAUUUAUAUGGUCUGCAGCUAUUUUCCUUCUAUUUUUAGCUCACCUGAGCCAAAGGCUCAUGGUGAGCUUUUGUGACCACUCAAUGUCCAUCGUCCGUCCGUCAACAAUUUCUAAAAAAAAUUCUUCUUGAAAAUCACUGGGCAGAAUUACACAAAACUUCACAGGAAUGAUCCUUGGGUGGUCCCCUUUCAAAAUUAUUCAAAGAAUUGAAUUCCAUGCAGAACUCUGGUUGUCAUGGCAACCGAAAGGAAAAACUUUAAAAAUCUUCUUGUCCCAAACCGCAAGGCGUAGAGCCUUGAUAUUUUGCAUGUGACAUCAUCUAAUGGUCCUCUAUAAAAAAAAUUCAAAUUAUGCCCCUGGGGUGAAAAGAGGCCCCGCCCGGGGGGUCCCAAAUUUUGCAUAGACUUAUAUAGGUAAAAACUUUAAAAAUCUUCUUGUCUAAAACUACAAGACCUAGGCCUUUGAUAUUUGGUAUGUAGUAUUGCCUUGUGGUCCUCUACCAAAAUUGUUCAAAUCAUUACCCUGGAGUGAAAAGAGGCCCUGCCCCGGGGGGUCUCAAGUUUUACAUAGUAUAUAGGAAUUGUUUUUAAAAAUCUUCUUGUCUGAAACUGCAAGGCCUAGGCUUUUGAUAUUUGGUAUGUUGCAUUGCCUUGUGGUCCUCUACCAGAAUUUUUCAAAUUAUAACCCUUGGAUGAAAAGAGGCCCUGCCCCGGGGGGUCUCAAGAUUUUAUUUUUAGCUCACUUGAGCCAAAGGCUCAUGGUGAGCUUUUGUGACCGCUCAGUGUCCGUCGUGUGACGUGUGUCGUGCGUCCGUCAACAUUUUCUAAAAAAAUCUUCUUCUUGAAAACCACUGGGCAGAAUUACACCAAACUUCACAGGAAUGAUCCUUGGGUGGCCCCCUUUCAAAAUUUUUCAAAGAACUGAAUUCCAUGCAGAACUCAAAGAAAAACUUUAAAAAUCUUCUUGUCCAAAACCGCAAGGCAUAGAGCCUAGAUAUUUGGCAUGUGACAUUAUCUAAUGGUCCUCUAUGAAGAUUGUUCAAAUUGUGCCCCUGGGGUGAAAAGAGGCCCCAAGUUACAUAGACUUGUAUAGGAAAAAAAAUUUGAAAUUCUUCUUGUCUGAAACUGCAAGACCUAGGCCUUUGAUAUUUGGUAUGAAGCAUUGCCUUGUGGUCCUCUACCAAGAUUGUUCAAAUUAUGCCCCUGGGGUGAAUAGAGGCCCUGCCUUGGGGGGUCUUAAGUUUUACAUAGACUUAUAUAGGAAAAAACUUUAAAAAUCUUCUUGCCUGAAACUGCAAAGCCUAGGCUUUUGAUAUUUGGUAUGUUUCAUUGCCUUGUGGUCCUCUACCAAAAUUGUUCAAAUUAUGUCCCUGGGGUGAAAAGAGGCCCUGCCCUGGGGGUCCAAAAUUUUACAUAGACUUUUAUAGGGAAAAAAUAAAAUCUUCUUUUCUGAAAGUUUAAGGUCUAGGCCUUUGAUAUUUGGUAUGUAGCAUUGCCUAGUGGAUCUCUAGCAAGAAUGUUCAAAUUAUGCCCCUGGGAUGAAAAGAGGCCCACCCUGGGUGUCACUUGUUAUAUGAGUUAUAUAGGAGUAAAUACUUCAAAAAUUAUCAGAUCAUAUUUCCUAGACUGUUUAAUUAUAAUUACCUGAUGACCCUAAGUGAUUAGGAGUCACUUGACUGACCUUGACCUACUUUCUUGUUUUUUAUGAUAAGCCUUGAAAUUUGGAUGACAUGUACAGUUUUGCACACCAGUCUUAAAACUGACUUUCAGUGAUCAUGAAUUUGACCUACUGACCUACUUUCUAAUAUUUUUGCAUCAGUUUGCUAUUUGAAACAUGUGGCUUAUGUUACUCAGGUUAGCGAUUCAGGGUCAUCAUGACCCUUUUGUUAAUUAAAAAAUCUUCUUGUCCUAAAAUUCAAGGCCUAGGCCUUUGAUAUUUGGUGUGUAGCAUUGCCUAGUGGAUCUCUUACAAGAUUGUUCAAAUUAUACCCCUUGGAUGCCCUGUGGGUCAGUUGUUAUAUGAGUUAUAUAGGAAAAAGUACUUAAAAAUUAUUAGAUCAUAGGUCCUGGACUGUUUAAUUAUAAUUACCUGAUGACCCCCAAGUGAUUAGGGGUCACCUGACUGUGACCUUGACCUACUGACCUACUUUCUUGUUUUUUAAGAUACAACCUUGAAAUUUGGAUGACAUGUACAGUUAAGCACACAGAUCUUAAAACUGACUUUCAGUGACCAUGAAUAUGAUCUACUGACAUACUUUCUUUAUAUUUUAGGAUCAGUUUGUCAUUUGAAUCAUGUGGCUCAUAUUACUCAGGUGAGUGAUUCAGGGUCAUCAUGACCCUCUUGUUUUUUGUAUUGAUGACUCAAAACACUUGACAGCUUUAAACACUUCGCUCAUUUCCUGGCAAAGGGGAGCAAUUGUUGUUUUAUUGCAUUUUAUAUUCUUCAUUAUCCUGAAAUACAAGUUUAUUCUAUACCAACUUAAAUAAUAUUGGUUACUGAUAUUUGAUAUUUUACAAAUAUUGCCAUCUGUUAAAAAAAGGGGAUAUUUCGAUGCACAUUUUGAGGCAUUUAUGUUCAGUACUUGUGUUAUGGAAGUUCUAUAAUGGAUGUGAUUGUGAAUCAAUAGGCGACCAAUGACAUUAAUUUUCUUUCCUUAACUUACUUCUCAGGAAUGUUGUUUUCUAAUUUUGUAUAUCAUUUUUAAAUAAUAUGAAAAAAUGUUUUAUGUAUUAUUUUUUAUAGAUGAUGCUAAUAGACCUGUUGAAGUUUAUGUGUAAUUUACAUGCUUUGUAUGAAUGAUGAAAUUGAAUUGUCUGUGUUAUAUGAAAGAGUAUCAUUGGCAAAAUGUAAAACUAUGAAACCAGGAGUCACGAGUUUGAGCGCCUGCUCCUUCAGCGAGAAUUUUUUAUUUUUUCGGGUAAGAAUAAUUCCUUGUGUGCGUAUUUUACAUCUGAUUCAUAAAUGAAGGUAGAGAAGUCCUUUGAAUUGAAGCAUCUUCUGUAUCUUGCAGUACCCACUGGAAACUUAAAAUGACUAACAUCUGUCUGGAAGAGCUGCCCAAAUGAUAUAUGUUUGGCUUACGUACUUAGACACACAUGGAAGCUCGCCUGCUUAGCUCAAUAGGGAGAGUGCAGAUCUACGGGUCCUGAGUUCAGUCCCAGGGCGGGGCGUAUGUUCUCCGUGACAAUUUGAUAAAAGACAUUGUGUCUGAAAUCAUUCGUCCUCCAACUCUGAUUCACAGGGGAAGUUUACAGUUACUUGCAGAGAACAUGUUUAUACUGGUACAAAAUCCAGGAGUGCUUGGUAGGUUAACUGCCCGUCAUUACAUAACUGUACUACUGUUGAAAAACACCGUUAAACCCCAAAACAAACAAAAUUCAACACACAUGCAAAAAAUCAUGAGCCAAGAAAAAUGGUUAUCAAGGGAGAUAUAGGUCCUAAACUUGGAAAUAAUGUCUGAUAACAUAUAUAUUUCUUUCUCUUCUGGCAAAUUUACCUGACAGAAACCCAGUCAUUCCUAAUUAAUGGUACUUAGAGGGGUGUUUGAUGCAGACAUAUUAUGUUGUAUAUUUUUUAUGGAUAAAACUUAAAGAAUCUCCAACUUCUCAGGCUAGGUCCUAAGUCAUUUAGAAAAACUGCAGUCCCCAUCUCAAAGAAUAACAAAGGGAUCUUCUAUUUAAAAUGGAUCUUUCUUCCCAUUUUGCAAAAUGAUUAUAAUUAUGGUCUCUUGUUUAUUAUACAAUCAUGUAGUCUUUGGUCAAUAUUACAUUCAGUAAGGUCAUUAAAACUACAUAUUAAAGACGUAUCUGGGAGUUGCCAAUGCGCAUCUUUUUGCGCAUUCACUUUUAUGUUACAAACAGUUGUAUAUGCGGAUAAUUUAGCUGACACACAUUGAAUUGAUCACUUUAUCAAUAAAUAUUUAUAGUUAUAUUAAACGAUUUCAUUGUAAUGUGCUAGAUAUGAGUUGUUUAAUAAGUGAUAAUGUUUUAUCAGAUGAAAUUGUGAAACAAUUGAAAGCAGGUGACAUUGUCUCCAGCAUUUGAAAUAAUUCAUUACUCGCAAUGACUUUUGAUGGUUUAAAUCAAUUGCUCACUGAAACAUUAUGAGAUGGGAAGAUUGAGUGUUUUCAAGAGUAAAAAAUUCCCUCAUCAACAUAAUGUGUACUGAAAUAAUAAAGUUCAAAAGUUUAAAGGGAGGUAAUUAAAUGUUAUAAAUCUUGGAAACGAGCAAGGCGAUCUAUAAUAGGUCUUUUAACAUUUUCUAGUGUAAUAUAUGUUGAAGUAUAUAUACAAGAAAAAUUGUACAUUUCUCUGCUGGAAUUAUUUUUAUUUAUAAAAACAUGUAAAUUUUACCUGAAAUAACUGAUAUUAUGGUUAUUCCAGAUUUUAGAAAGCUAAAAUUAAAAUUUUAGUGAAUAACAUACAGGUGUUAUCAAGUAUCUUGGAAUAUUAUUACUUGGCUUUUCUAUUUUAAAGUAUGAUACAUAGUUUUAUGAUAUUUGGUAACUAAUAUUUUUUUGCCUAUUUUUAACUUAAUGACAAAUAGUAGUGUUCUAAAAAUAGUCAAAGUACAAUAGAUAGCCUGGCAACCGAUACUUAUGAAGUUUGUUUUUAUUUUAUUAUAAUUCAUCUUAAAGAGCAUACAAGUAAAAUUUUAGAAAAUUCUUUGCGCUACAACUUAUAUCCGGAUAAGUCUUUAAUCAAAACAUAUGUCUUCAAGUGUUUAACUAUAUAGAGUGAGAAAAUAGUAUUAGUUGGAUAUUUUAUAUUUGUAUUGGUGCAAGUCUUUACUUUAUGUGGACUCGCAUGAACAUCCUCCUCAACUAUAGAAAUAAACAUUGUACAGCAGGGUAUAUUAUAUUAGGGUACUUGUAUAAAAAGACUUAAGGCGACUUAAUAUUUAUUAGAGUGGUGUUUAAAUUAUAUUUAAACAUACAUGGUGUAUUAUUUAUAAAGGGAACACUUAUUAUAUUGUCCACUGUAAAGAUUGAGCAUUCUAUAAUAUUGUUAUUAUCUACUGUUGAUAAUAAAGCUGUUACUAAUAUUGAUUUUCAGAAGAUUUAUUGAUGACUGUUUCCUACACUUGCCUCCUUUCUGUCGACAGGUAGUUAUUAUCCCACAUUUGCCUCCUUUCUGUCGAUAGUUAGUUAUUAUCACCAUUGUAUUUGGAAAGGCAUCAGUUAUAUAUGGAAUGAUCUGACAGUUAUUCAUGGUAUAAUUGAUGCACCACAUUGUCAGGUCUGUGUUUAUGUGCACUUGACAUAUAUACUUGUUUAUAAAUAUAACUUUGUUGCAUUUUUAUUAGGAAAUAUCAAACUUCCUGUUUUGAACAAAUUUAUAUCGAUAUGUAUGCUUUGUUGUAGGGACAGAUUUGUCUAGGCUGCUGGCCGAGCUUCAAACUUCAUUGGCAGUGGCACAGCACAUUGUUUUACAAUCCGCUUCUAAAAGUUGUCGUUCCUACCAUACUUUCAUCUCUGUCAUCAUCUACUAAGAAGUAUACUAGCUUUGAGUAAAAAAAGUAGAAUGUUUAUAAUUCAACAAUGGAAGAGGUCAUUUCAUGUGCAUUGAAAGAAAAAAAAAAAACAAGUUGUGAUUGUUGUACGUACUCUCUGACUGAUAAGGUGCAUGAAAACAACUUCAAACAUAACAUUUUUUACUGUCUAUCCUUUAAAAAAAUUACCAAAAACAGUCGAGCAAAAAGUAGGCUUGAUGAACUCACAGCAAGAGUUGUGAAAAUUUUGGAAUUUACACAAAUUUGUGAUUUUCUCAUUGUUACUAAAGGUCAAUAAAUAUGUUAGAGGAAAGUCUUAUAAACUUAUCUGUUAGUUUUUAAUCAAAAUCGGGGUUGGAUGUUGACAGAGGUGACUGCUUCAGAAGUGAAAAUGGAAGAACGACAACAUUGUAACGGAAAUUUUUUGUUAGACUGUAACUGCAUUAACUUAUUUUCAAAUUUUUCUUCAAAGUUUAAGAAAGUAUAGAUUCAUGUACAAGUGCAUUUAAAAAAUGUUGAUUCAUGCUAAUGUACAUUUAAUUUUUGUGUACCAAAUUGAUUCGACUUUCUGACAAAAAAAUCUAGCUGUGUUAGAAUAUAAAUUUGUCCUUCCUAUGCAAUCACAUAGUACUUUAUACAAGUAAGAGAAUUGUCUAACCUAACUAAAGUUAUAAAAGCAUACGUAUUUAUGUGCAAUAGUAGUUUCGAGUUAAACAAUAAAGAUAUUCAUUACUCAG
Molecule: messenger RNA, 10549 nt
Organism: Mercenaria mercenaria
Lineage: Eukaryota; Metazoa; Mollusca; Bivalvia; Venerida; Veneridae
Product: sesquipedalian-1-like
Exons: 6
Coding region: 672-1400 (242 amino acids)
Biological process (GO): retrograde transport, endosome to Golgi; receptor recycling; endosome organization
Cellular component (GO): recycling endosome; trans-Golgi network; early endosome
Source: RefSeq, a predicted model, not a curated record